This is a messenger RNA of Xenopus laevis (African clawed frog), 1356 nucleotides long. It is a transcript of the gene t2r3.L, whose product is annotated as taste receptor type 2 member 39. The transcript has a single exon. The record is from RefSeq and is a predicted model, not a curated record. Lineage: Eukaryota; Metazoa; Chordata; Amphibia; Anura; Pipidae. Bases 1 to 927 code for a protein of 308 amino acids.
AUGUUAUUCCCAAUUUACUUUACUGUUUUUAUUAUCAUGAUGCUCAUUGUAGGUCUGGCAGUCAAUGCCUUCAUCUCCAUUUUUAACAUGAAAUCCUGGUCGAGAGAAGGAAAAUUCAAGCCUAGUGAUAAAAUUUUAACGGCUUUGUGCUUCAUCAGGUUCUUCUUGCAAUGUGACUUCAUGAUGGAAAUCUUUGGAAUAUGGCUGGAACUUAUUCCCCUGUCGGAGUAUAAACCUCGCUGUAUCUUUUAUUUCAUCCAGCUGUUCAUGGACUUCUUUAGUCGCUGGCUAAGUGCUUGGCUCUCCAUGCUGUACUAUGUGAAGAUCACUAUCUUUAAAAAUGCUUUCUUCCUACAGCUUCAGUCUCUGAUCCCCCGAAUUACCGGGUAUGUGAUCUUUAUAUCCAUCUUCAUUUCAUUUGUACCAGGACUGAUUUAUUCUCUGAGUGCAAAACAGGGAUUCUGCAUGAAUGCCAAUGGAGUUAAUGUGACCACAUACACAAGUGAUUUACUGACUUUCCGUGUCAUCGCAUUUUUCUUUGGACACAGUUUGCCCUUCUUGCUAGAGAUGCUUUCGUCCAUAUAUCUCCUCUGCACUUUGUUUGCCCACAUCAGACACACAAAGUCUUACAUUUCUAACUUCACGGAACCCAACAUGGAUGUCCAUUGGACUGUUUUUAGGUACAUUCUUCUGCUGAAUCUCAUGUCAACGUGCAACUUCUUUGGUAACUUUUUCCUCUGGUCCUUCAUUUCGAAUUUUAUUGGAACAGCCAUUGGAUACUUUUUAGCUUUCUCUUAUCCUACUUCCCAUUCAAUAGUUCUCAUACUGUCCAACCCAAAGCUGAAAAGAGAAGUAGUCAACAUGUUCCAUUGUGCAACUAAACUCUGGCGUUUCAACAAGCAAGAAUCAGAGACUGUUACACAAUGAUUGUUAUCUUAAAUGUUAUAUUUCAUUACAUUGGUGGUAAAGUCUAGUCUAGUCUAGGCAGGUGGGGAUCUUCUGUAUUUUAGGCAAGAUACCAAUUCACACAGCAUUGAGAGAGAGAGAGUUUGCUGUGCACCCUAUGGAAUAAAGCAUUGAUUGAUAACAUGGGACAGUUACCCCUCCUGCUAAACUUCUAGCCUAAUGCAAAUUACAUCUAUGGUGUCCACACCAGACCAAGCUCUUCCAAAUCAUGACUUUAUUGACUGUGUGCCCUAUCCUUACCAAACAAAGUCAUGGUGCUUGUAUUUAAUCUACUUUAAAUAGUUUUAUACCUCUGUCAUCAUUUAUUGAUCAUCACAUAUUAGUCCGGCAUCUCCAUUAGCAUUAGAAUUUAAAAAAAAUAGUCACAGACUUAUAAUGUCAAACAAUGAA